ACGGAUGUCUUUUCGGGAGGGAAACUUGGCUUGUUUUUUUUUUUUGUCCCGGGUUUAGCACGGGUCUAAUAGAAGUGUCUAGAAAGUCACGACGCGGCCUGGCGUUCACGAGGUAAGCCAGCGACCACGCCAUAAAACCCCGAACAGUUGCAGACGACUCCUUACCCGCAGGAUCAGCCGUCAUGUCUGGCAUAGCUCUGAGUCGACUCGCGCAAGAGCGAAAAGCGUGGAGGAAAGAUCACCCUUUCGGCUUCGUCGCCGUUCCGACUAAAAACCCAGACGGUACGAUGAACCUGAUGAAUUGGGAGUGCGCCAUUCCCGGGAAGAAGGGGACUCCGUGGGAAGGCGGCCUGUUUAAGCUCAGGAUGCUGUUUAAAGACGAUUACCCAUCAUCCCCUCCGAAGUGUAAAUUCGAGCCGCCGCUGUUUCAUCCGAACGUCUACCCGUCGGGGACGGUGUGUCUCUCCAUCUUAGAGGAGGACAAAGACUGGAGACCCGCGAUCACGAUCAAACAGAUUCUGUUGGGGAUCCAGGAGCUUUUAAACGAGCCCAAUAUUCAGGACCCGGCCCAGGCUGAGGCGUAUACCAUAUAUUGUCAAAACAGAGUGGAGUACGAGAAGAGAGUCCGAGCACAAGCCAAAAAGUUCUCCCCCUCGUAGACGGCGUGACUGGAUCGCUCGGAGCGAAUGUGUUCAGCACUCGUUUAUUUUUCCAUCUUCUUCCUCCGUUUUCUCCUCCUCCUCCUCUCCUCAUUGGGACUGAAAGGACUUGACGUGACGUCUGUGCCAUCCGCCCCAUCCACCCCAUCCCUGCAGGCCACGCCCCCUUGGUAGUGAUGUCACAAACAUGCCCUCUUGACUCCAUCCCCCCCCCCCCCUCCCCCAGCAGGAAAGCCCCCUGCCUCGCUUUAUCAUCGGCCAAUCAGAAAUGGACCUCAUCUUUAUUUCCUUUUUUUUUUUUCUCCAGUCAACAUUAAGUGGCUGGACGAAAACAAUGAACUUUCUGUGUACGCAUCGUGUGUGUGUGUGCGCGAGUGCGUGUGCGUGUGCGUGUGUGUGUGUGUGUGUGUGUUCGAAAGUUCCUUCUUAUUUUAACGCCAGACUUCCCUCCUUUGCUCAUUGUUUUGUUUUUCCUCCCACGUGCGAGCGCUGAAACCUCGGACGCAACGGCGCGGAACAUCUCGCUUUCUCGCACUUCUGUCCAUCACACAGGUAAAAGAAAACGUCUUUAAUAAGCGAGACGCUUCUGCACGCCGGAAAAAUCGGAGACAUCGUAGGUUCGGAAUUCCUCCUCAGCAAGAUUUAUUUUUUAUUAUUAUUUUUUCUUUUUGUGUAUGCGUGUAUCGUUCGUUCGUUAACGAUGGGAACAUGUGUCCUGCGUCCUUUGUUGGUUUAAUAAAGAUCUUUCUACAAAACAAA
This is a messenger RNA of Silurus meridionalis, 1418 nucleotides long. It is a transcript of the gene ube2ib, whose product is annotated as ubiquitin-conjugating enzyme E2Ib. Gene Ontology annotation, molecular function: SUMO conjugating enzyme activity. The record is from RefSeq and is a predicted model, not a curated record. The coding region runs from base 183 to 659 and encodes 158 amino acids. The transcript has 7 exons. Gene Ontology annotation, cellular component: nucleus. Gene Ontology annotation, biological process: protein sumoylation. NCBI's taxonomy places the organism in Eukaryota, Metazoa, Chordata, Actinopteri, Siluriformes, Siluridae.